Sphaeramia orbicularis (orbiculate cardinalfish) is the source of this 1263-nucleotide messenger RNA. It is a transcript of the gene hnmt, whose product is annotated as histamine N-methyltransferase. The transcript is spliced from 7 exons. NCBI's taxonomy places the organism in Eukaryota, Metazoa, Chordata, Actinopteri, Kurtiformes, Apogonidae. The record is from RefSeq and is a predicted model, not a curated record. Gene Ontology annotation, molecular function: N-methyltransferase activity. The coding region runs from base 99 to 992 and encodes 297 amino acids.
CCGUGCCACCAGUGGGAGGGUUUUAAUCGGAGCUGCUCCACGCGCGGCGCACUGUGCACUUCUCCGUCCGGACGCACUGACGACUGCGCAUUGGCUCCAUGGCGUCUCCACUCCUCAGUCUGGUUAAUGAUGAUAGCAGGUACCAGAGAGCCUUCCAGCUGUUUCUGGAACGUUCCUCUGAACACCAGUGUAUGCGGGACUUCAUCCACAACAUUCUGCCAGACAUACUGGCCAGCGUUGGAGAUGGAAAGUCCAACCUGAACGUCAUCGGAGUUGGGAGCGGUGCAGGUGAUAUUGACCUGGAGAUGUUCUCUGAGCUCCGUCUGAAGCACCCGGGGGUGAAGGUGGAUAAUGAGGUGGUGGAGCCCAGUGGUCAGCAGCUCCACAACUACAGAGUCAUGGUUUCAAAGAGGACAGACUUGGAUUACAUCACAUUCACCUGGAAUAAGAUGACGGCCGCUGAGUUUGAGGAGCAGUGGAAGCAGAAACAGACCACCAAGAAGGCCGACUUCAUCCACCUGAUCCAGAUGCUGUACUAUGUGAAGGAUCCAGGAGCCACCAUCAGCUUCUUCCAGAGUCUUCUGGACAAGAAUGGGAAGCUGCUGAUUAUUUUAGUGUCUGGUGACAGUGGGUGGGGGAAGCUGUGGAGAACCUUCCGGUCCCAGCUGUGUAACCCCGACAUCAGUCAGUGUGUGACCACCGCAGACAUCAAAGCCGUCCUGGACGCUCAGGGGAUCCGCUACCGCAACUACGAGCUGCCGUCCCACAUGGACAUCACCGAGUGUUUCCAAGAGGGCCACGCCGACGGGGAGCUGCUGCUGGACUUCCUGACCGAGGUGCUGGACUUCAGCCGCACCGCCGCGCCGGAGCUGAAGGCCGGCGUCCUGGACAUGCUGCGACACCCUGACUGUAGCACCGAGUCCGACGGACGGGUUCUGUUCAACAACAACCUGGGAGUGAUCGUCCUGGAUCCACUCCCACACAAGCAGUAGUCACAUUAGCAUUAGCAUCAGCAUUAGCAUCAGCCUUAGUAUUAGCAUUAGCAUUAGCAUCAGCUUUAGCAUUAGCAUUAGCAGUAGAGUGGUUGAAGUAGUUUUGGGAAGGGGUUCUGUGUAGGACUGAUGUUCCAACUGUCACCAGGAGGGGGCGGUCUGGUACCAGAACACACCAACACCCACCGGUCUGGUACCAGAACACACCCACCAGUCUGGUACCAGAACACACCAACACCAACUGGUCUGGUACCAGAACACACCCACCAGU